CAAUUUAGUAACUCACUGCAACCCUAUAAGUAUGGUAGUUUGCAAAGUAUGGGCAGUCGCAAUGGCUAACCUACAGAAAGCAGAGUUCACGUUGUCGCAGAGAGGAGGAAAACAGGUUCUACACGGAGGUCACAAGUAUCGACUGCACGUUGACAGACAGGUAGCCACUCACUGGAAGUGUAUCAUCGACAAGUGCAAGGGUAGAUGCAGCACCAUUGGGGAUCACAUCACUUCAGUAUCAGAACACAACCAUCCUCCACUAGUGAAUGAAGAAGAGAGUCGACUUCUCACCAGACUUAGACAACGCGUUCAAGAAGAGAUCAAGCCUGUCCAGCAAAUCUACAAUGAAGAGACCCAGAACCUAGACGAAGAAGCUGCUGCUACUGUUGCUUCCUUCUACAGUAUCAAGUCUGGACUCUACCGUCAGCGUGCCAAGGUUCUUCCACCAGUCCCACGUACCCGUGCUGAUGUAGACCUCACAGGUUCCUGGACUGAGACAACAGACGGACAACAGUUCCUGGUUGUAGACAGCGAAGAUGAAGACAGGAUCCUGAUCUUCAGUACCGCAGAGAUGCUGGACAUCCUCGCCAAUGCAGAAACCAUCUACAUGGACGGAACAUUUUUGUGUGUCCCAGCCUGUGGCAACAAGUCUACAUUGUGCACUGCCUUGUGGAUGGACAGAUGUUCCCAGUCGCCUUCUCCCUGCUGCCAAACUGACUACGAAGCUGCUGCUAUUGGAGCCACUGAGAGAGUCUUCCCGAUGCAGAAGUCCGUGGAUGCUACUUCCACUUCACCCAGGCGGUUUGGCGGCAGGUUUCAGAGAAAGGCCUUGUGA
Haliotis rubra (blacklip abalone) is the source of this 835-nucleotide messenger RNA. RefSeq lists its product as uncharacterized. The record is from RefSeq and is a predicted model, not a curated record. The transcript has 3 exons. Bases 32 to 835 code for a protein of 267 amino acids. Lineage: Eukaryota; Metazoa; Mollusca; Gastropoda; Lepetellida; Haliotidae.